CUGUCACGCCAACAUGCUCGCCGUCCGCCAAGCUAAGUACCUGGGCUCUUUCCUGGUGGCAGGCGGCGAGCACCCGCAGACCAAGCGAAGCGAAGCCGUCACUCAGCAACUCCAGCUCAUGAAGGAGUCUGGGCGUGCGGUUCCCGUACUCGUGGUUGUUGCGCUCUCGGGAGUCAAAGUAUGCGACCCAGAAGACAAGAGUGUGCGCAUGUCACAUGCGUUGCGUCGUAUCUCGUAUGCAACGUGUGAGUCCUCCCGGGCGUUGUUCGCGCUGGUGGCUCGCCAGCCGCGCUCAGAGCCUGCAGAUCACUACUGCCACGCGUUCGAAACUGACACGCCGGAACAGGCGGAGGAACUAAACACGCUGGUGGGAGAUGCUUUCCGAAUGGCGUUCGCGUCGCAGCUUCAGCCCUCUGCACCAUUAUGGAGCAAGGAGCUAAGCAGCGAGUGUAACGGCAUGGGCGUUCGAGCCCCCGACACCCUGCCAGGACUCAUGCACCACUACCCGCAUUGUGGAGAUAGAUCGCCAGCGAAAUGCGACAUCAUGGGCGUAACGAAACUUGUGAACGAGGCAAGUCCGAGCAGUUCAGAAGAGUCAAACUCACCCACCGAGAUCAACUGCUACCGAAGACUGGGGGACCGGCCGCCUCUUAUGAAGAGACUGGCCAUGGGUCUCAGUGGUGCUCUACUGCAGCCAUCUGAUGAUGACUCCACACCCCUCGUCGCAGACACUCCUACAACUCCAACUAAUUUGCCGUUAUGUUUAAACGCGGGAUACAUCAACGAGGCCUCAGAAGCCGAAGCGAGGACUAGAGAGAGUAACCGAGAUCAUCCCAUAGUGCCUCCCACUCCUCGACGCAAUGAUAACCUCAUGCAAAACGACCUGGAUACAGAUUUUCGAAGAUGUAACAAUACGAAGAAUGGAAGUCCGUCGGCGGUUUGUAGUCGAACUACGUCUUCCUCAUCAGGCGCCUCGUCGUGUGGCGGAGGUAUCUCCCACGGUUCAGGAAAUAAUAAUGUACCGAGAGCCGAACCUGAGCUCCGACAGGCGCCGUGGUUCCAGCAGGGGAUACCUAGAGAGAUAGCAUUAGAAGUGCUGAGCAGUCAACCUGUUGGUGCGUUUCUCGUAAGAGGGAGCACGACUCAGGCCGGAUGCUAUGCUCUUUCAGUGAGAGUCCCUCGUGAUUUCCAACCGACCGGCAUAGCGCAUUAUCUUAUUUUAAGGACACCUAAAGGAUACAAAAUUAAGGGCUUCACAAAAGAGUUCACGUCCCUGACGGCGCUGGUGACGCACCACAGCGUGAUGCCAGAGCUACUACCGGCGCCGUUGCGGCUGCCGCGCGCGGGCCCAGGGCGCGCGCCUCCCCGCCGCCGCGACCACGCCGACAUCGACGCCUUGGCACCCCACCCUCACCAACACAACCCGCAGCAAACGCACUUCCUGGCCCAGCUCGAUGUUUAAACAGCCGACGGAGCACUCAAACAGAAACCGUCUGUAAGACGAUCGUGCUAAGUACAAUAAUUCAGUGUAUUCAAUGAUGAGCACCGAAAUUUAGAUGAAAACAUAAACCUAAUGCAACAAAAUAACUAUCAAGUUUUAGUUUUAAGCUAUUGCAGAGCUUUUAUCGC
Molecule: messenger RNA, 1629 nt
Organism: Bombyx mandarina (wild silkworm)
Lineage: Eukaryota; Metazoa; Arthropoda; Insecta; Lepidoptera; Bombycidae
Product: EGFR adapter protein
Source: RefSeq, a predicted model, not a curated record